AAUUGGGUUAUUACCAUUUAUUGACCAAAAUGUAGGAUUUAACGUGAAUUGCAAUAACUUUUUAUUCACCUGGAUUCCCCACUUGGAAAAUAUAUUUAUUGACUUUGCACUGACAUUCGAUAUCAGCGCCUUGUUAUCCUUUAAGUACGAUAAAAAAUUGUAGAUCUAUAAGUGGCUACAAGCACAUUGGUUUAGUAAAAAUUGAAGAGCAUAUGAAUCUUUGAGUGUGCGAAAUUGUCACAACAUGGGGGACGAAAUCGACGGGAAUACUGUGCUUGCUGAGGCCCUAAAAUCGCAAGGCAUCGAAUUCGUUUUUGGGAUUAUGGGAUUCCCCGUGAUCGAAUUGAGCAUGGCUCUGCAAAUGGCCGAUAUCCACUACAUCGGUAUGAGGAAUGAGCAAGCUGCUUGUUACGCUGCCCAAGCAAUCGGGUAUCUGACAGGAGUUCCUGGAGCUGUGCUCUGUGUAUCCGGUCCAGGUGUACUACAUACCUUCGGUGGUAUGGCUAAUGCACAGGUCAAUUGUUGGCCGGUACUGGUGAUUGGCGGAUCCGUCCCGCAAGAUCACGAGGGCAUCGGCGGAUUUCAAGAAUGUAAUCAGGUUGAACUAGCUCGACCGUACUGCAAAUAUUCCGCCCGACCACCAAGUGUCGCCCUGAUCCCCUUACAUGUCGAAAAAGCGGUGAGGCUUGCGAAAAAUGGACGACCCGGCGCUACCUAUUUGGAUUUCCCCGGUAACAUAUUAUCCUCGAGGGUACCGUCCAAUUCAAUACCCGACCAGUACGGACCAACCGAAGUACCGAUUCCGUUUCCCGAUCCCGAGGCCGUGCGUCAGGCAGUCGACGUUUUGGUGCAAGCGCAACGUCCUUUGGUGAUCGUCGGAAAGGGUGCCGCCUACUCCAGAGCCGAAAACGAAGUGAACCAGUUCAUAACCGCAACAAAUUUGCCGUUUUUGGCGACACCCAUGGGCAAAGGUGUCGUGUCUGAUACUUCAGACAAGAGCAUCGCUCCGGCCAGGUCGUUGGCUCUUCAGAAGGCAGACGUCGUCCUAUUGCUGGGCGCCAGACUCAAUUGGAUUUUGCAUUUCGGUCGUCCUCCGAGAUUCGCAUCUGACGUCAAGGUGAUUCAGAUAGACGUAUCGGCUGAGGAAUUGCACAACAGCGUCAAGUCGGCCGUCGCUAUACAGAGCGAUAUAAAAACCGCUGUGGCGGAAAUUCUGAAGGAGACCAAGAGGAGGAAUUUCGCAUUUAAUGGAAGAAGCGCCUGGUGGAUUUCUGUGAGAAAGAAAUGCGACGAAAAUAGAAAACUUGUUGAGGCGAUGGCGUCUGACACGUCACCCCCAUUAAAUUACUACGCAGUGUUCAAGCAUUUGAACGAAAAGCUGUCUGAAAACUGCAUUAUAGUCAGCGAAGGUGCCAACACGAUGGACAUCGGCAGGUCCAUGCUGCUGAACAAGUUACCCAGGCAUCGCUUGGACGCGGGAACCUUCGGUACCAUGGGGGUGGGUUUGGGUUUUGGUAUCGCCGCGGCGCUUUAUUGUAGAUAUUACGCGCCCACCAAGAAAGUUAUAUGUGUGGAAGGCGAUUCCGCUUUCGGGUUUUCGGGGAUGGAAAUUGAAACGAUGGUCAGGUAUAAAUUACCCGUGAUUAUCGUUAUCGUAAACAAUUCGGGAAUCUACACCGGCAUGGAGGCGGAAGUGUUGAACAGCAUGCAGGAAAGUGGGGAGAUAACGAAAGUCACUCCGCCAGGUUGUUUAACAAGCUUCACCAGAUAUGACAACAUGAUGAAUCUGUUUGGUCGAACCGGUUACUUUGUCCAGACGAUUCCGGACCUCCAAAUCGCCAUAACCGAGGCUUUGAAAGUCGAAGACGGCCCUACCGUAAUAAACGUUAUAAUUAACACCACGGCCGAUAGAAAACCGCAAGAUUUUAAGUGGCUCACCGAGUCGAAACUUUGAUAAUAUAUUCUUAAGAAAUAAACUAUACGGAGUCGGUAUCUGGGUGUUUUUAUUUAA
Messenger RNA from Cylas formicarius (sweet potato weevil), 2011 nucleotides. RefSeq names its product 2-hydroxyacyl-CoA lyase 1. Gene Ontology annotation, molecular function: catalytic activity; thiamine pyrophosphate binding; magnesium ion binding. Gene Ontology annotation, biological process: fatty acid alpha-oxidation. Lineage: Eukaryota; Metazoa; Arthropoda; Insecta; Coleoptera; Brentidae. The transcript is spliced from 6 exons. The coding region runs from base 245 to 1954 and encodes 569 amino acids. The record is from RefSeq and is a predicted model, not a curated record. Gene Ontology annotation, cellular component: peroxisome.